Molecule: messenger RNA, 3771 nt
Organism: Urocitellus parryii (Arctic ground squirrel)
Lineage: Eukaryota; Metazoa; Chordata; Mammalia; Rodentia; Sciuridae
Gene: Sgo2
Product: shugoshin 2
Biological process (GO): meiotic sister chromatid cohesion
Cellular component (GO): chromosome, centromeric region; kinetochore
Source: RefSeq, a predicted model, not a curated record
AUGGAGUACCCAAUGAUGGAAGCUAACUCAAUUACCUCAGGAAUUAAGAGAAAUGUGAAAGACAGAAGAAUUUCAAAGACUAAGUUGAACGUUUCUCUUGCUUCAAAAAUCAAAACAAAAAUAAUCAACAAUUCUAGUAUUUUUAAAAUUUCUCUAAAGCACAACAAUAGAGCAUUAGCUCAAGCUCUUAGUAGAGAAAAAGAGAAUUCUAGAAGAAUUACAACUGAAAAGAUGCUGUUGCAAAAAGAAGUGGAGAAACUGAAUUUUGAGAAUGCAUUUCUCCGUCUAAAGCUAAAUAACUUGAAUAAGAAGCUUAUUGAAAUAGAAUCACUCAUGAACAAUAACUUAAUAACUGCAAUUGAAAUGAGCAGUCUUUCUGAGUUCCAUCAAAAUUCUUUUCUACUGCCAGCUAGCAAGAAGAAAUGGAUUAGUAAACAGUGCAAGUCCAUACGUCUUCCAUUUGCAAGGGUUCCAUUAAGUUUGAAUGAUGAUGAUGAUGAUAAAGAGAAAAUGCAGAAUGAUGACAAAAUUGUAUCAAAAGCAUCACCUGAUAUUCUCUCUUCAGUAUCAACAGGACAAACUUUAUCAACUCAGUGUAAUUUGGAUGUGUCAUUCCAUAAAGAAAAUAAUCAGAAUGUGAAUGAUUUAGAUCAUUCAGAAGAUAUUUCUUCCAUUGUUGAUGUACUUCCCAAAGAAAGCUGUUCUCACUCAGAUCAGCAUUCUAAGAGUUUACUAGUGAGUGAGAUGAGAAAUGCCCCAUUUGUCAGCCACAGAAAGGAGAAACCAUCUCUUACUAAUGUGGACAAAAGGAAGAAGUGUGGGUCAUCUUGGGAGUCUCCUGAAGACACUCCCUGUGUGACAGAUUUAGAUCAGCAACAGAUUUUAAGUCCAGAACUAAAGUGGAAUAAUGAGAUAAAUGAUUAUACUAAUGAAAAAAAUAUUACAAUACAAAGAAAUAGACAAUGCCUUCCUGACAUAUCUUCGGAGUUUGCCAGCAAACCUAGUGCAGAAUGCAUGAGUUCAGUUAAGAAUAAUGAUGACCUUCAGGAGCAGAAAACUGUGUAUGAUGAUGACAUGGAUUUAACUGCUAGUGAAAUAAGCAAAAUUAUUACAGUUUCAAGAGGCACUAAAAAUAAAAGUAAUAUAAAACCAAAUGAUUGUGGAAAAAAAACUUUCAGAAAAGUAAAAGAUUCACGCUCUGAUAAAAAGAGAGAAAGAUCAAAGAAAAAAUGCAAAAAGAGUUCAGAUGUAGAUGUUGAGGAAAGGAUUGAAAAUAGACCAGAAAAGUCUGUUGUCCUAGACGGCAAAAGGGAUUCAGAGGAUCCAAAUUUUAUUUGCAAUACUGAACACCUGAUACAGGCAAACAUAGUGAAGAAAACAACCCUUCAGAAUAGCUUUGAUCAAGAUGAUGGACAAAAUACACACUAUAAUGAAAAGGAGAGAGGAAUGCAUGUAACAAAUGAGCAUAAAUUUCUACAGGACAGCAAAUUGGAUAUGGGUCAAGAUUCUCUAACUUAUAAUAAAAGUCAAGCUUCUACACAGACAUUUGUGAUGCACAAAUUGGAAAAAGAUAACUUAUUCCUAGACCAAAAGAAUAAAGAAACCAUUUCUGAAAACCUAGAAGUUGUAAAUAAAUUUCAAAGAGCUGAUAUUUCCUCCCAAAAUAAUGGAAAUUUUUGUGAUUAUGAGACCCAGAAUAUGUUGGACACUGAUAUGCAGCUUGCUCAGCAAAAUGGAUCAAAAAUAAAUAAUAAGCUUAGGCAAAAAGUAAAUAGGAAAACUGAAAUAAUUUCAGAAGWGAACCAAAUAUAUGAGGCUAAUGAUAAAGGUCUACAUGUCCCAGAAAAAGGUAACUUUUUUCCCCAAACCCAAGUGGUUAAAGAGACCUUUUCUGAAAACCUAGCAGUUUCAAAAGACUUUCAGAUACCUGCUCUUUUCAUGAAAGGUAAUGGAAACAUACAUGAUUAUGAGACCCAGAAUGUAUUGGGUUUGCAAAAGCAGAUCACCAGUGUGUACCCUGUUCAACAAAAUGAGUCAAAAGUUAAUAAGAAGCUUCGGCAGAAGAUAAUUCGGAGGACGGAAAUAAUUUCUGAAGUGAAUCAUUUUGAAAAUGACAAAAGUGUGCAUUGCCCAGAAAAAGGUGAUCCUUUCAUCCUACAAAAGGAUAAAGAAGCCAUUCCUGGAAACCUAAAAGACUCAAGUGAAUUUCAAACACCUGUUCUUUGUACCAAGAAGAGUAAAGAGCUAGGUGAGUAUGAAACUCAGAAUGUUCCUGGGAUGAGAAGGCAUAUCCAUGAUGUGCAACUUGCUUGUCAGAAUGAUUCAAAAGUAGACAGGAAGCUUAGACAAAAGGCACAUCGAAAGACAGAAAUAAUAUCUAAAGUCAACCAAAUAUGUGAGAAUGAUGACAAAGGUAUGCAUAACCUAGAAAAAGAUAACUUUGUUUCUUUAACCCCAAAGUAUAAAGAAACCAUUUCUGAAAACCUAGAAGUUGCAAAUGAAUUUCCAGCAGCUGAUUUUCCCACCAAAGAUAAUGGGAAUUUAUGUGACUAUGAGAUACAGAACGAUUUAGAUUUGAAAAAGCUUGUUGCUAAUAUGCAACUUGUUCAACAAAAUGAAUCAAAAAUAAAUAAGAAACGUAAGCAGAAAGUAAAUAGGAAGACUGAAAUAAUUUCUGAAGUGAACCAGUUAUAUGAGCCUAAUGAUAAGGAUGUGCAUGACCAAAAGAGCUAUACAGAAGAUCUUGAUUUGAAAGCAAAUAAAUCUAAACUUGAAUGUGAAGGUAUUAUCAGUGGACAUUAUAUGGAAAUCAACAAUAAUGAAAAGGAAAGUUGUAAUGAAAUUCCAGAUCUUUAUAAACUUGUUAACAAGCGUAAAACAAAAUCAUCAAGAGAUAAGAACAAAUCAAUUUGUCAGUUAACAGAUUCUUCACUGUCUAGUUUAAAACAUAGUACUAAUGAAGCAGAUUCUGAUCCUGGAAAACAGACUGAGCCACCUAAGAAUCACAAGCAAAGCACCAUAACUCUGAAUACAAAAAGAGAUGUCACUUUUGUGGAAGUGAUAAAAGAAAAGUGUGAGGUCAAAAAAGUAAAUAAAAGGACAUCCAAAUCAAAGAAAAGGAAGACCCUCGCAGAUCAUUCUUCAGGGACCAGUGAUGUAGUGGAGAUAAUACCUGACAUUGAUCACAGAAAGUCAUUUGACUCUGAACAAGCUAAUAAAGAAAACUAUUUGGAGAAAGAUAGUACUGUCAAAAUUAAGCCAUAUUUUCACACAAAUGUGUUUAAAUCUUUAGCUCAGAUGUAUUCCCCUAACAUACAAGAUUCUUCCUUUGACAAUGUUCGUGAAAGUUCAAUACCUUUGAGUAUUUCUUCCAGUAAAAACCUGAUGAUAAAAGAAACUUUUCCCUUGGAGAACUUAUCCAUCUUUCAAGUAAGCGAUGAUGUACAUGAGAAGAUAAAAGAAGUCAGCCAGCAAACAGGAAAAUCAGGAAGAGGUAGCAGAACAUUACAGGACUUGACAAAUACCAGUUUUGUUUCAAAUAACACUGCUAAAUCUAAAAAUGACUUAGAAGAUCUAUCUUUAGAGAUGCCAAGCAGAAGAAGGAGGUGUGCUCCUGCGAGUUUCAAAGAGCCAAAUCUCAAAAAAAAGAUGAGAAGAUAAGGUAAAUAUAUGGAUCCUAGUUUUCCAGAGUUCUCAAAGUAUAACAAGUCAGAAAAGAAAUAAAACAAGGAUCAAGAAGAUGAAACACUUGAGGAUAUAUUUUUUGUUUUA